Molecule: messenger RNA, 1640 nt
Organism: Dioscorea cayenensis subsp. rotundata (Guinea yam)
Lineage: Eukaryota; Viridiplantae; Streptophyta; Magnoliopsida; Dioscoreales; Dioscoreaceae
Product: aspartate aminotransferase, cytoplasmic-like
Exons: 12
Coding region: 101-1375 (424 amino acids)
Biological process (GO): amino acid metabolic process; biosynthetic process
Cellular component (GO): mitochondrion
Molecular function (GO): L-aspartate:2-oxoglutarate transaminase activity; pyridoxal phosphate binding
Source: RefSeq, a predicted model, not a curated record
AAGAAAAUAUGGAAAACGCUACAAUGCGCACCACGCACACAUUUUAACGGCUUUCGCAGCACCUGACUGAGAAUCCACUGGUGAUCUCCUCCUCCCUCUCAUGGCGUCCACGAUCCCCGAUGAGAUGCUCGGCCCCGUCCCGACCUCUGGUUCCAAUGGCGUCUCUGUCUUUGCCGACGUAGUCCAGGCCCCUGAGGACCCGAUCCUUGGUGUCACCGUGGCGUUCAACAAGGAUCCGUGUCCGAUGAAGGUGAAUUUGGGUGUUGGGGCGUAUCGGACUGAGGAAGGGAAACCGCUUGUUCUGAAUGUGGUCAGGCGAGCCGAGCAGAUGCUGGUGAAUGAUAGUUCUCGUGUCAAAGAAUAUCUCCCAAUUACUGGCUUGGCAGAUUUUAAUAAACUGAGUGCUAAACUAAUCUUUGGUGAUGACAGUACCGCUAUUCAAGAAAAGAGGGUGACAACUGUACAAUGCCUAUCAGGCACUGGCUCCUUGAGAGUUGGAUCUGAGUUUCUUGCCAGACAUUACCAGCAACGCACUAUUUACAUCCCACAACCAACUUGGGGAAACCAUCCCAAAGUUUUUGCAUUAUCAGGGUUGUUUGUAAAGACUUAUCGUUAUUAUGAUCCAGCAACUCGGGGCUUGAACUUUCAAGGUUUGGUAGAAGACCUCAGCUCAGCUCCAUCGGGAGCAGUGGUGCUCCUUCAUGCUUGUGCACAUAACCCAACUGGUGUAGAUCCAACAGUUGAGCAGUGGGAACAGAUUAGGCAGUUGAUGAGAUCAAAAGCAUUACUUCCUUUCUUUGAUAGUGCUUAUCAGGGAUUUGCUAGUGGCAACUUGGAUGCAGAUGCACAGCCUAUUCGCCUGUUUGCUGCAGAUGGUGGUGAAUUGCUAGCUGCCCAAAGUUAUGCAAAAAACAUGGGUUUGUAUGGGGAGCGUGUUGGAGCCCUUAGCAUUGUUUGCAAAACUGCUGAUGUAGCUGCAAAGGUUGAAUCUCAGUUGAAACUUGUCAUCAGACCCAUGUAUUCCAGUCCCCCCAUUCAUGGUGCAUCUAUUGUGGCCACUAUUCUUAAAGACAGUGAAAUGUACAAUGAGUGGACUAUUGAGUUGAAAGCCAUGGCUGACCGUAUAAUCAGCAUGCGCCAUCAGCUGUUUGAAGCCUUGCGUGAAAGAGGAACACCAAGGGACUGGACUCAUAUCGUUAAACAAAUCGGGAUGUUUACUUUCACAGGGCUAAACACCGAGCAAGUUGCCUUUAUGACCAAGGAGUACCACAUUUACAUGACAUCUGACGGGAGGAUCAGCAUGGCCGGUUUGAGCUCUAAAACAGUACCCCUGCUCGCUGAUGCCAUUCAUGCGGCUGUCACGCAUGUUAACUAAAUCUGUUUACUUGACAUUUUCUGGUUUAAUCCAUGUUCUAUCAGUAUCAAGUUUUGCCAAUAGUUCCUAUUUGGCCUAAUCCCCUUGAAUAAAGUAAACUAAUUCCAGCUAUGUUCUUCACUCCUUGUUCCAAAUUGGAGUGAAAACUGGACAUAUCCUUUGAUCAUCAGUAAUGCCGAAGUGGUUAUUUAUUUUUAUUUUGUCAUCAAUAGAGGCAUGUGACUCGUCUGGCUGUAGAUUGCAGCUGAAAACAAUUGAGUUUUCA